Molecule: messenger RNA, 1299 nt
Organism: Aspergillus homomorphus CBS 101889
Lineage: Eukaryota; Fungi; Ascomycota; Eurotiomycetes; Eurotiales; Aspergillaceae
Product: kinase-like protein
Exons: 3
Coding region: 1-1299 (432 amino acids)
Biological process (GO): spliceosomal complex assembly; regulation of mRNA processing; protein phosphorylation
Molecular function (GO): ATP binding; protein kinase activity
Source: RefSeq, a predicted model, not a curated record
AUGAGUCAAUUGUCGCCACCCCCCGUUCGGUUGCUACGUCCACAUAUUCUACGUUUGAGAAUUGAUUCUUCUGUCCUUAAGGCGCGUAUACCAAUCCAUCACAAUCAAUCCCGCUGCGGUUUCGCUACCACCACGUCCAAGAAAAUGGCCACUGGAGACGAUUCGAGUACUCAAAUCUUGUACGAGCCCCUUGAAGGAAUUGAGCGGCUCGAGUACUACCGACCAGGAGGCUAUCACCCGGUACAAAUUGGGGACCACUUUCAGGGUCGGUAUAGGGUAGUCCAUAAACUGGGGCAUGGCUCCUAUUCCACUAAAUGGUUGGCCCAUGAUAGACGAAACCAUAAGUAUGUUGCAAUGAAAAUCUGCACAGCAAACUCGAAUCCCAAGGACCCAGGCAUGACAAUGGUCCCUUCCAUCCUAGACACGUUCACUAUUCGCGGUCCGAAUGGGAAUCAUGCUUGCUACAUCACUGCCCCGGCCAGAGCAAGUCUCGCCGGGCUGAAAGAUGGCUCGCAAGGGAUCGUUCAUGGAGACCUUCAUAUGGGCAAUACUCUCCUCAAAACAAUGCCUGGAUUUGACCAGCUCUCAAUUGAUCAGUUAUACGAGAGAUAUGGAGCACCGGAACUAGACCCGAUCGUUCACUUAGAUGGCAAGCCGCUUCCUCCCGGCGUCCCAACCCACGGCAUUGCACCCAUAUGGCUUGGCGAACCUAGUGAAGAAAUUACACUUACAGAAGCCAGGAUCUUGCUUUCAGACUUUGGUGAGGCCUCUGUAUACUCGAAAGAACCGAAGUAUGAGUCCCACACUCCUCUUAUUAUCCGCCCCCCCCCCCCCGAGGCUCGCUUUGAACCAAAUAAGCCUCUGUCUUUCUCAUCGGACAUCUGGACUCUCGCGUGUACCAUAUGGGCUAUCAUCGCCCAAAGGCCCUUAUUCGAAGGGUUCCUCGCGACGGAGGACGACAUGACCCGUGAGCAGGUCGAUACUCUUGGUAUCUUGCCACCUGAAUGGUGGAGGAGGUGGGAGGUGCGAUCACACAAGUUCAUCGAGGAUGGUGUUCCAAUCAAUCGUAAUCACUUCCGGUCAUGGAAAGAUCGGUUUGAGGAUAGCGUGCAACAGCCUAGGCAAGAAUGCGGAAUGUCCUUAUUCGAUGCAACAGAGAGGGACGCGAUCUUUGACAUGCUGAGGCCCAUGUUCUCAUUCAGACCGGAGGACCGAAGCACUACCCAGCAAAUCCUCAAAUCGGAAUGGAUGGCCAAAUGGGCUCUACCUGAAUAUGAGAGAAUCCGGCAACAUGAUUAG